AUGUGCGGUGACUUGCGGAGAUCACUGUGUCCUGGUGCAAGCCUGACAGAGAAGGCGAGUCAAUCACAGGAUGAGAUCAAACAACCGGCUUCUGGUACGGAAGACAUCAUCACAGGUAGUGGUGGGCCGGAUAUACGGAUCACGGCUCCUUCUCAGUAUUCUCAGAAUACUCUUGUCUCUGUAGAUGACGGAACCCCUCCUUAUGAUUCACCAGUGGUAGAGGUGAAACUCAUAGAUAUUCCCCCUGUUCCCGAACCAAAGCUGCCUAUCUUACUACCUGACCCAGUCGACGAUGGAUUAUUCGAGAAGCGGUUCAGAAAUCAUUUCAAUUACAGGGAUUUUUCUGAUCGUCUGAACCUUCCCUUGUGGAGUCCAGGCAAUGUAGCCCUAGGUGAUGUUGGUUUCAUGAGGAAGGGUAAAUUCGUUCAUCUCGAUAACGCCAUCGGCUGUAAUGUCAUCGCUGGACCGAGAGUACUGCCAGGCAUGGUCACGGAAUAUAAUGUGAUACCGGUAACGGAAACAGCAGUCUACCCUAAGCUAGUGAGCGAUAAAGCCAAGGACUUCAAAGUUAGAAUCGUGUCGGCGUUCAAACCGAGAAGGAAGACGAUCACGAAGAUCAUAAGGAAGCAGAGCAUCGUCCCGUUAAAACCUGGUCAAAAAGCUGCUAAGUUGAUCAUCGAGGACGGCAAGAUACAUAUGAUAAGGAAUUACUCGAAGCUGAAGACAUACUUAAUCGAGAAUAUCGACGACAUUCUGAAAGAUGCGGCAGAAGAGGGAUAUGGGGAAGUGCAGAAGACCGAUAUUGUGAUGGUUGUCGGAGUUCUCACAGCCAGUAAUUAUGCAAUGGUUGUAUCUGACUAUGCACCAGGGACCACUUUUAUCUUCAACAUCAUCUCUCCUGCUCGUAAAUCAUCUGGGGAGCCGUGGGGUUUCUGGACAUUCGCUCAGGAUCCUAUUCAAAAUGCAGAUCCUCUACCCAGCAUUCAACUCGCUCCUUCAAUUUCCAGCUCGAAUAGUAGCGCAUCACCUAGUCCUCCUCCUAGCUUAGGAUCAAUUCCACCUUUACCUCCAGGUCUUCCUGUAAUAGAUAGACGAUUACCGGGCCUAGACGAUCAACCUCUUCAAUACUCGUACAAGACAAGUGAGCCCAAUGGAGGAAGACAUGCGGUCCAUCUGUCUGUUUUGAGGUUUUCACCAGAAGGUGAUCUCAGACCCUCCAGAGAUGUAGAUUGA
Molecule: messenger RNA, 1233 nt
Organism: Kwoniella shivajii
Lineage: Eukaryota; Fungi; Basidiomycota; Tremellomycetes; Tremellales; Cryptococcaceae
Exons: 6
Coding region: 1-1233 (410 amino acids)
Source: RefSeq, a predicted model, not a curated record